Folsomia candida is the source of this 1696-nucleotide messenger RNA. RefSeq names its product ovochymase-2. The record is from RefSeq and is a predicted model, not a curated record. The coding region runs from base 60 to 1592 and encodes 510 amino acids. Gene Ontology annotation, molecular function: serine-type endopeptidase activity. The transcript is spliced from 8 exons. Gene Ontology annotation, biological process: proteolysis. NCBI's taxonomy places the organism in Eukaryota, Metazoa, Arthropoda, Collembola, Entomobryomorpha, Isotomidae.
AGCCCAUGGUUACUUACUGAUUUCCCCAGUCGAGUAAAGUCACACCUUGAGAGAUCACAAUGCAGGAAAAGGUAGUCAUUUUAGUUGUCAUAGUCGUCCUGGGUGGGACCUCAGCCACCCCACAGAAUGGCAACCAACGUCCCAGUCUUCACAAUGGAAGGAUCAUCGGAGGAGUGGUGGCGGAUCGUCACGAAUUUAAAUUCGUCGUUAAUAUACACCGUCCCUCCUACUACUUUGCAGGAACCAUAAUUUCACCCGAAUGGGUCGUUACUUCAGCCCAGUUUGCUUGGGAUGACCUCUCUACGUACACAAUAGUAGCGGGAGAUCACAAAAUUGAUACUGUUGAUGGUGAAGAACAAUUUCGAAAUGUGACAAAAAUUUUAAUCCACCCAAACUAUACGAGAAGUUAUCUUAGUUUGGAUACAACCAGAUUUAUUCUGUAUGAAAAUGACGUCGCUUUAAUGAGGGUUACCCCGCCGUUUGAACUUAACGAAUUCGUCCAACCCGCUGUCUUCCCGGAGGCUGGAUUUGUUCCGCCACCCGUAUGUACAGUGGCCGGAUGGGGAGCCACGACUGAAAGUGGUACCGCAUAUUCUACCGACCUCUUGAAGGUUAACGUCCCAUUUGUUGACCACGACACGUGUCACGCCAGUUUCGACAGUAUCGGCAGAGGCAUCGCAGAGUCGAUGAUUUGCUAUGGCGAACCUAGAAGGGACUCGUGCUCGGGAGAUCAGGGAGCUCCCCUCGUAUGCGGGGAGAAUCAGACCCUUUGUGGGAUUUCGUCGUGGGGAAAUAGGUGUGGCCUCCCAGGUUUUCCAGGGGUUUACACGGAAAUUUCAUAUUUCCUGGAAUGGAUCCGAUCGUCAAUUAGCUCUGUCGAAGAGGACCUAACACCUGUGGAAACAGUUACGUCCUGUGGCGGGCGGAUCGACGUGACCUCUGCCAGCAUCAACUACCUAGUUGAAGGAUCUAUUCGGGCAAAUCAACGGUGCGUGUGGAUCGUAAAAGUGCCCUAUGAUACGAUCCGAUUCCGACUUCAGUCAUCCGGGCUGAGCGGAAGUGAUGGCCUUUAUGUUACGAAGUUUGUCAAUUCAGUCCCUAGGGAACAACAAAGAGUAUCAUCCGUUGGUCAAAACUACACCCUUUCCGGCGGCGGAGUUGUCAUCAUUACACUUGCCGUUGGAUCCGCGCCCACGCGUGGCUUCAGUCUGCACCUCUUUUCCAGCGGGUUAGCCGACCAGACCCCCGACUUCACCGGAUUCAUGCAGACGAGCGGAGAAACAGGGAACCUCACGUAUCCAAGCCAUGGCGGUGGCUAUGACAACUUCGAGAAUGCUCUGUUCAUAAUCGCUCCAGCCACGCCACAACAGAGGUUCAUCUCUUUUCUAGCGAUGGACCUCGAAAACUGGUCCGGAUGCACUGCUGAUGCAGUUUCAGUGUACAGCUGGUUAAAUGGGAUGUAUGCUCUCAUAACAAGAACCUGUGGAACGACCAUACCGCCAACCUUGACCUUACAUGAAAGCUUGGGUCUGGUCACUUUCACGUCAGACGUUCAUAUUACAAGAUCAGGAUUUGCAUUCGAGUGGAUGUAAAUUGUAGCUAUAGGAAAAGUGACAAUUAUAAUUGUUUGGCUGAUUGUGCUUACUAACUACUAAAUACAGAUAUCCGUAUUGUAUAAUUUGUAUUUAAUGUAGCG